AUGGCGAACAACAACAGGCUGCAGAUUGUAAGCGUACAGGUAGAGAGUCCCAUAGUAUUGGAGCCACUACUGCAAAGGCCCAAUCACAUUUUGUUUUCAGGCAGGAGUGAGGGACAACCAGUAGGCCUUGGUCAGCAGACCUCAAUGACCUACUGGGUCUAUAUGGACAAGGUCACAGAAGUGCUCUGUUUCCUGAUAAUUCAGGGCUCUAAACCAGGAUAUGGACAUCACAGGAAAGAGACCUCUGUUGGCCAUUCGCCACUGUCCCAUCAGUCCCCAGCAGACUGCAGCGGUGAGGACUUUCUGCCCAGAAAACUGAAUGGCUCCUCACUGGAGAUGCCCAGCCACCAGAACCUGCAUCGGGAGCUGCUGCUCAGCCAUAAACGGGGCCUGCUGCUGGAGGAGAAGCCAGAGCUGAAACGAGUGUUGGAGCAGCGCAGACUGGAGCUGCACAAGGAGGAGAAGAUGGCACAGCGGCAGCCCUCAGAUCUGGAGAUGGAGCUCCGCAAGAGGCAGCAGAAGCUGGAAGAGUACGAGCAGGAGGAGAUCAGACGGAGGGAGAACCAGCUGAAGAUCCCAGAGUUUGUGCGGGUGAGGGAGAACCUGAGACGCACACAGACGUUUGAGCAAUUGAAGCCCUGA
Scomber scombrus (Atlantic mackerel) is the source of this 642-nucleotide messenger RNA. RefSeq lists its product as uncharacterized. The transcript is spliced from 6 exons. Lineage: Eukaryota; Metazoa; Chordata; Actinopteri; Scombriformes; Scombridae. The coding region runs from base 1 to 642 and encodes 213 amino acids. The record is from RefSeq and is a predicted model, not a curated record.